AUGGAUGAAGGAGAUACUGUCCAUAUGAUAUUCAAAGUUGUCCAGCAAGAUAAUAGAACGAAGUACGACACAUACAAACGCGAAAAUAUACCAAUUUUUGAUAGCGUAACAGAUUUGAGAGCAUUUCUGCUAGAAAAUUUCACAGAGGAGCUCUCAAAACCCAUAGAUACAAAUUCAUUCCGUCUUGGUUACAUUGUCGGCAAAAACCAAUGACUAACAAUCAGCAACAGUUCGAACCUCGACGAGGUAUAUUCGUUAUCAAAGGAUGGUUGGAUAGUUUUAUGGGCAGAACCUAUUACUAAAAAGAAAGGCAAAGGAUCGACAUCAAGGGUCACAAAACGAACGUGUUCUCGUGCUUUUCCAGAUCAUUGCAGCGAUCAAGGUAUACACAUGUGUUUGAGGACAUCUGUAAAUUAUGUUAUCAUUGACAUUGUUCACAUUAUUAUAGUCUGCUCAUCUUUAUUUCUUAAUUACCUUUUGCUGAUGAACAUUCGCGCGAUCGGCUGAAGUAAAACUCGAUUUAUUAGCAAAAACUUAUAUACCUGUUUACUUAUAAAAAACUCUUGUAGAUACACCUGCUCCUGAGUUUGCCACCCAUCUACAGCGUUUAACAGAGAAGCAUGCAGACGAAGAUAUCCCACAGUUUAAACUGCGAGUCUGGGCUAGAAUGCUGGUAAUGUAAUCACAACGGUUAUAGUUUUAUUACAUAUAUAAUAUGCGUGUACAAUAUCAAUGUUAACAAUGCAGUAAUAAAACAGUAAUCAUUAAUUGUCUUUUGCAUGUGAGAACCUUAUAAUGUGCAUAUAAAAUUUGAACCAGUAUAUAACCAUUACUAUAAUUGCCCAUGCAUGCAGUAUAUUAUAUAUAUAGUUAUACUUUGCCAAUGAACGUCGCCUGCAUGUCACUAUUUUAGCACAGCUAUAUAAUGUUUACUUUUGUGUUUCUUUUCAAGGUUAACGGGACACACACAAGCGUGGAUAUGCCACCUAAAAUCCCGUUCUUUACCAGCUUUAAAGAAAACCAUACUCCUCCUCCAAAAGCAACGGAAACACACUCUGUACCAACAAGUGGAUCUUUAGAAGGAGUUGAACAUAGUAAUCAGCACGGAAAAAAAGGUGUGCGUAUGGUGAAUUAA
Messenger RNA from Paramuricea clavata, 1135 nucleotides. Lineage: Eukaryota; Metazoa; Cnidaria; Anthozoa; Malacalcyonacea; Plexauridae. The record is from the annotation of a GenBank genome assembly.